AUGACGAUCGUUGAAAAUCCGAUAAACCGGCAAAGGCCGAUUGUAGUAACGAACCCCGAAAUUAUAGACAUCGACUACGACGAAGUCCCCGAACUUCCUCUUGCCGAACAAAAGGUAGUCGACUUAAUUCCACAAGUCAAAGAACAACAGAAAUUCAAGAUAGGGAUAUGGCCUGUUGUUAAUACAAAAGUGAGAGGGACGAUGAAACACAACAACAUUGCAUUUGAAGUUGUUUCUUAUGAGGCAAGAAACAAAUACGAACGAUACCCAAGGUAUGGGUAUUACAUCUCAAAUUUCAAUUUUAAUAUUAGAAACGACACAACGAAGGAGUACACGAUGGAACAAUACACAGAAGAUAUUGCUAUGUCUCACGAGUACUACGAGAUUAGUGCUGGGGAGUUACCAACAAAGUAUGACUAUAUAUUUAUACCUCCAGUCGGUGUUACACUCAACGACAAAAUCGCAGAGAAACUCUACACUUUCUUGAACGCUGCAACACAAACUAAUACGGAGGCGUGCGUGUACCAAACGUAUAUGUCUGAAGAGGAAAGAAUUAAAAAUCGAGUCUAUCACAAGUAUAGAGGAUAUAUGCCUAACUUCCCAAAGAGAACACACAAGAGUAUCAGCGGGUUACUCUUCAAGGGAAGUAUGUUAGAACUCUUGGAAGAGUAUGGAAAAGUUCUGUACUUCAUCUCAAGGUUCGACACUAACAUCCAACAUUACUGUGAAAUCGCCGAUAAGGAAAUCUUCGUGGCUCCUGAAAACAUUUACGAACUGCCAACUCACAACUUUUUCAACUAA
Molecule: messenger RNA, 801 nt
Organism: Entamoeba invadens IP1
Lineage: Eukaryota; Evosea; Mastigamoebida; Endamoebidae
Exons: 2
Coding region: 1-801 (266 amino acids)
Source: RefSeq, a predicted model, not a curated record